AAUCAAACCACGAUCUCUUGGAUCAGAGGCUGAUGCUCAACCGCUGAGCCACACCGGCCGGGCUGUAUCAGUUCUUUCGGGUACAUACCCAGGAUGUACGUCCUUUGAGCUUUAUUAUUUAUUAUUUUUAGUUAAUCAAGUUUUUAAAAAAUUUGUAAGGAAGUAUUACAAAGCACACACGAAGGCAAAUGAUAGCAGGAUGACAGAUCUGGACAAUUUUUUUUUUAUUUUCCAGAUCCGGAGACGACAGGAAAAUGUCUACGUGGGAUGAAAAGACAGUCACCCGCAGGGCCAAGGUGGCGCCCGCCAGGAAGAUGAGCCGGUUCCUGAAGCACUUCACGGUCGUGGGGGACGACUACCACGCCUGGAACGUCAACUACAAGAAGUGGGAGAACGAGGAGGAGGAGGAGGAGGAAGAGCAGGAGGAGCAGCCGCCNGCCUCGGCCGAGGAGGGCAGGGCCGCCGAGCCCGCGGGCGCCCCCGACUCCGCACCCAGGCACCCCCGAGAGUUCAGGGCCACGCUGCGGAAGCUCUUCAGCUCCCACAGGUUUCAGGUCAUCAUCAUUUGCCUGGUUGUCCUGGACGCCCUCCUGGUGCUGGCCGAGCUCAUCCUGGACCUGAAGAUCAUCCAGCCCGACAAGAACAACUACGCCGCCCGGGUGUUCCACUGCAUGAGCAUUGCCAUCCUGGCCUUCUUUAUGAUAGAGGUCUUCUUUAAAAUCUUCGUUUUCCGCUUGGAGUUCUUCCACCACAAGUUCGAGAUCCUGGACUCUGUGGUCGUCGUGGUCUCCUUCGUCCUUGACAUUGUCCUCCUGUUCCGGGAGCAUGAGUUCGAGGCUCUUGGGCUGCUCAUUCUGCUCCGGCUGUGGCGGGUGGCCCGGAUCAUCAACGGCAUAAUUAUCUCGGUUAAGACACGUUCAGAACGGCAACUGUUGAGGUUGAAACAGAUAAAUCUACAGUUGGCCACCAAGAUCCAGCACCUUGAGUUCAGCUGCACUGAGAAGGAACAAGAAAUUGAAAGACUUAACAAGCUACUGAGACAGCAUGGACUUCUUGGGGAGGGGAAAUAGAGGCACCCCUGCUCCACUCCAAAGAGAAGACCUCGCCCCGCGGUUCGUGCCUGCGGACAUGACCGCCGCCUCUCCCAGGGCCGGGCUGUCUGCAGGACGGGUUUGGUGUGAUGCCUUUGCCUGCCCCCACCCAGAUGGGUUCUGGAGGGCCAGUCUUUGGAAGGCUCUGUCUCUGCCUUGGAGUGACUGAGAGCUUCCUGUCCCAUUCCCACCCGUCCUGGGUCACCAAUGUAUCAAACGCUGUUUUCUCAUGUUGAACACUUUACUCUUGCUUGAAAAUGUACAAUGAGGCUGGACAGUGACUAGCUGUAUAUAAAAUUUAAUCUCAUCAAAUGUACAGUUUUCACGUUCCGCAUGGAUACUGAGGCAGCCUUUCAUUUGAGCGCCCUGGAAGAAAACAAAAAGGAAGGUCCUUUAGCCAGCAGCCCGUUCGGGAAAGGCCUCUUCUGUCUCCAAGCUGUUCUGACCCGCUCGUCUUAGGGAGCAUGUCCUCGGGCCCAGCCCCUCCUCCGCGUCACACAGCUGCCGGUGGCUCCACCUGCUUCCGCCCCCUGGCAGCAGCUUUCCCGGUUACUGUACAAUUAGUGUAUAAAAUAAAUGCUCCCCUUCCUCCGGGCCCCCCGCUACAUUCUCUCCGGCUCAGCUGCUUGGAGCCGCUCUGUGGCACCCCACGCCAGCCCGCCAGCUGGAGAGCUAGCUAGCGGCAGUGCCUGGUGCAGAAAUGCCAGUCGGACCCAAGACUCCACUGUAAUUAACAUGACAUUUGGGGGAAGAUCCCCUCCUGAGGCCUUGUAUUCUCCUUCCAUGAUCUUAUACAACAGUUCGCUAUUUUUGUACUCAUUUCAAUGGGGCCUGAAAAGGAGAGAAAACCUGAACUAAAAACGAUGACUAUUUUAACAGUAACUCAUUAAAACAGGGAUGAGUAAAUAGAUAA
This is a messenger RNA of Miniopterus natalensis, 2004 nucleotides long. NCBI's taxonomy places the organism in Eukaryota, Metazoa, Chordata, Mammalia, Chiroptera, Miniopteridae. The record is from RefSeq and is a predicted model, not a curated record.